Messenger RNA from Venturia canescens, 899 nucleotides. RefSeq names its product golgi SNAP receptor complex member 2 (gene Membrin). NCBI's taxonomy places the organism in Eukaryota, Metazoa, Arthropoda, Insecta, Hymenoptera, Ichneumonidae. Gene Ontology annotation, cellular component: ER to Golgi transport vesicle membrane; SNARE complex; Golgi apparatus. The record is from RefSeq and is a predicted model, not a curated record. Gene Ontology annotation, biological process: vesicle-mediated transport; vesicle fusion. The transcript has 2 exons. Gene Ontology annotation, molecular function: SNARE binding; SNAP receptor activity. The coding region runs from base 173 to 811 and encodes 212 amino acids.
AACGAAGGUUGCUCAACUCAACCUACUCUACUAGUCUACUAGUUUUGUGUACACGUCACACGUAUACGUGUGCGCGAAUUCAAGGUUAAAAAAAUCAUGUUUCUUAUUCUUAAUUCAAAAAUAUACGUUAUAAAUACUAAUUGAAUACAGAAAAAGAAACCUCCGACAAACAAUGGAGACUCUCUAUCAUCAGACGAACAAGUUGGUUCAAGAAACGCAACAUUUGUUCACGCAGCUGGAAAGGAAGACACCUAACCUCGAUGUGAAUGUUGUUGAAAAUGAUAUAACAACAAAAAUUUCUGCUAUAACCAGUAAUUGCGAACGGCUGGACAUACUAUGUCUAAAGGGUCCGGUGUCACAGCGUCAAAAUGCAAAGAUGCGAGUGGAUCAGCUGAAGUAUGAUUGUCGACAUUUGUCAGCUGCAUUGAAUUCAUGGCGAAGUCAGCGUCUGAGAGGAAUGCGGGAAGAAGAAGAGAGGGAAGCGCUACUUGCCCAAAGAUUUACAACCAACGAUCAUGUAGAUAUUAUGAUAGAUCCUAAUGUUCAGCACAACACGGGUCUGAGAAACGCCUCUAAUGGCAUUGACAAUCUCCUACAGCAUGGAUCUGGAAUCCUAGAUGGCCUUAGAUCGCAAAGAAUGACGUUGAAAGGCGCUCACAAACGCCUCAUCGACAUAGGCAAUACUCUUGGACUUUCCAACACAACAAUGAGAUUUAUCGAGCAGCGGGGACGUCAGGAUGGGUUCAUCCUUGUCGCUGGCAUGCUCCUAACUUGUUUCGUUAUGAUCCUUGUAGUCAUUUAUCUCACAUAGAUUAAUUCUAAUUCAACAUUCCUUGGUAUUUCAAUAUUUUUGUAUAUAUUAGACACGAUUAAAAGUUUGUUAUGAGCUUAAAAUUGCA